This is a messenger RNA of Corythoichthys intestinalis (scribbled pipefish), 12524 nucleotides long. It is a transcript of the gene cadm1a, whose product is annotated as cell adhesion molecule 1a. Bases 1752 to 2930 code for a protein of 392 amino acids. Lineage: Eukaryota; Metazoa; Chordata; Actinopteri; Syngnathiformes; Syngnathidae. The record is from RefSeq and is a predicted model, not a curated record. Gene Ontology annotation, biological process: cell recognition; detection of stimulus; susceptibility to natural killer cell mediated cytotoxicity. The transcript has 12 exons. Gene Ontology annotation, molecular function: signaling receptor binding. Gene Ontology annotation, cellular component: neuron projection; plasma membrane; synapse.
CUGAUAAAAAUAUAUUUAGAUUGUAAAAGAUGGCCUUCAGUACAUUUCUUAUGGAAGAUAUCAGUCUAUUCAUUAUUGCUCUAUGCGCUGUAUGUUUACUUAAAUAUAUUUUCAUCAUAAAUGAAUGCAUAAAAUGUACAAAUUAGUGUGUAAAGAUUCACCAGAAUGCAGGAAAUUACGUAGUUGAUACUCUAAAUGUGUGUGUGUCCCGGCACUGGUGGUGGGGCCCAAAGUGAUAUCUUUUCAUGGGGCCCAAAAUCCCUGGCAGCGCGCCUGACUGUCUAUAAAGGAGUCAGAGGGUAUUCUAACUGAAGAAUGGCUUAAAAUUCCUGGCAUUGAGGCUGUAAUUGCCGCAAAAGAUGGACCUACACCAUAUUACAACAUAUAAAUGAGUUUUAAUCGAUUUUUAAAGAUGUUUUCAUUAUUUUGUCCAACACCUGUACUGUCUGUUAAAAUUCAAUUCAAACACUUUACCCUCAAUUUAAAUCCAUUCACUGCUAUUGACGGCGAUACGCGUCCAUUUUCCAUGAUACAAAGUUCAAAUAGAUUGGAAAUAGAUCGAACGUCUAUCGUCGUUAAUGGCAGCAAAAGAGUUGCAGACUUUCCUAGUGUCCCAAAGUUUAUGCCUGCUCAUCCCACCUCACUCUACUCCGGGACCAAUGCCAAGUUCAGGUUUUGUUACCAUGGCAACCUGGUUCUAUGUCCAAGUGAAGUCAAGUCAUCAUCAAGUUUAUCACUGGUAGACGUCCAAUUCAUUCGAAGCGGGUGGAUGGCAGCGAAUGAACAUCCGUUCAUUCGCUGCCAUCCAUCCUCCCACUUCGAACGGACUGGACAUCUAUCGCUUUCAGUGGCAGCCAAGGAGUUAAAAUGCCUUCAAUUAUUCACAAUUCCAAAGUCUCUGCAAACCGGCGAACAAAUCUUCCGAGCCGACUUCCGUGCGGUGACAGAAUAUGUCUGUUGAUAUCUCAUUCUCAUCGUGCUACACUGCUCAGAGCGACACGGGGAAGGGAUGGCGUUUAUUAGGAUUCAGCCCGCUUUCCAGCUUGCUGCGAAAAAAUAGAUAAGAGCGGUAGGAACAAGUUGGAUAAAUAAACAGAUCAUGUGCCAUAUAAUUAACCUCUGCGGAUCUUUGACAGGCUCCGAAAAUGCUUUGGGCGUAAGAGGUGGGAACGGGGAAGCAGAACUCGGCCCUUGUUUCUGACCUCAAUAGGUUGAGAUUUAUUGGUGAUAUAGGUGACAAAUUGGAAGAAUAACAGUGGGACUUGGAAGGGAAAAAAGACUGGCCAGUCACAUUUAGCUGUGUUAGGGUUAGUGUGGCUUGUCCCCGUGAUUACCCAUUGAUUUCACCUGGUUUACCUGCUCCUUGUGUGUUGACCAAUCCGCUGCCUCUUGUGUCCUCACCUGUGCCUCAUUGUCUCGUUAUCCCAUGUCUGUAUUUAAGUUCUCAAUGUGCUGUCUGUUCUUGUUGCAUCAUUUUCCUUUAAUACGCCCAACCCAUCAUGUUGAAAUUCCUCUUUGUUUGAUACCUUUUCGUUUGAUCCCCUGGUCUUUUGUUUGAAGUUUGUAUUUUUGUUAACUUAUUAAAGCAUUUUGAGUUCCCACACAUGCUCCCUUGCCCUGCUUUGUUUUCCCUGCGAGUGGGUCCACAACGUCCUUGAAACCCUGACAAGCUGAGACGGAAAGGAGCUGCACAGAUUCCAGUGGUGAGUCAGAACCUGGUGACGGACAACGUGUCAGUGGUGGAGGGCGAGAUGGCUAUCAUCAGUUGUCGGGUGAAGGACAACGACGACUCAGUCAUCCAGCUGCUCAACCCCAACAGACAGACCAUUUACUUCCGAGACAUGAGACCGCUAAAAGACGCUCGCUUCCAGCUGGUCAACUUCUCCGACAAUGAGCUGCGUGUGUCGCUUUCCAACGUGUCUCUGUCAGACGAGGGCCGUUACGUUUGCCAGCUGUACACCGACCCGCCACAGGAGGCCUACGCCGACAUCACCGUGCUGGUACCUCCAGGUAACCCCAUCAUCGAUGCCCGCGACGAGGUGCUGAGUGAGGGCAACGAAACAGAGAUGACUUGCACCGCCAUGAGCAGUAAACCCGCCGCCGCCAUCAGAUGGCUGAAGGGUGAUAAGGAGCUCCCAGGAAAGCCCAAAGUAGAACUGACUUACGAUAGGAUGUACACGGUAACCAGUCGCCUCACGUUCACCGUCAACAAGGAGGAUGACGGUGUGCCCGUGGUUUGCAUCGUGGACCACCCAGCGGUCAAAGACUUUCAAGCGCAAAAAUACCUGGAAGUCCAGUACAAGCCCGAGGUUAAGAUCAUGGUCGAGUUUCCUCAGGGUCUAACGAGAGAAGGAGAGAACCUGGAACUGACGUGUCAGGCCAAAGGCAAACCUCAGCCACAGCGAGUGAACUGGGUGAAAGUCGACGACGACGUUCCGUCCCACGCCGUCAUCACUGGGGCUGACCUGUACAUCGAAAACCUCAACAAAUCCUACAACGGAACGUAUCGCUGCGUGGCGGCCAACUCUUUGGGGGAGUCUUAUGACGACUAUGUCCUCUACGUAUAUGAUGCUCUCACCACCACCCCCACACCCACCACUGCCACCACCUUCAUCACCUCCUCCUCCCUCCACCCCGAAGCCAGUCAAGACACUGCGCCCAGCACUGAACCUGCAGCUCAUGACUCUCGAGCCGGCGAGGGAGCUCCCAGAACGGUGGACCAUGCCGUGAUCGGGGGAGUCGUUGCUGUGGUGGUCUUCGCCAUGCUCUGUCUACUCAUCGUCUUGGGACGUUACUUUGCGAGGCACAAAGGUACCUACUUCACGCACGAAGCCAAAGGUGCAGACGACGCGGCAGACGCCGACACGGCCAUCAUCAACGCCGAGGGCGGCCACACCAACUCCGACGAAAAGAAGGAGUACUACAUCUAAUCAAAGCAGGACCCCGACACCUUUCGUGUCCUCUUUGGGACGCAGCUGUUUCUGGGGGGACUCGGGGAUUGGGGGGGGCGGGAUUUAGGGAUGAUCUGAGAUGGAUCAAGAUCACCUUUAGCGGGUUUUAGAUGGGUGUUCAAAGAAAAGCCGUUUGUCUAGUCUAGUCGGCAGAUGUGGGUUGGAAUGUUUUAUGUGCUUGACAAAAAAAAUAAUCAAAAAGUAAAAUGAUUUUUAGGACACGGACAUGGAGGGUUGGAUGGGGGGGUUUGGGGUGUCAGAAAAUCACCGUAAAGAGCUUCACCCUUCAGCACCUACCUAACUACACAGUUUUUUUUCUUGUUGUUGUUGUCAAGUACCAACCGUUUGCAGAAAAUUCUGUGCCUUGUUCGGAUUUUAUUUUGGGGUUGCGUUUACAACUCCCCCCCUCUCAAAAAAAAAAAUGAUAAAACCGCCACCUCCCGCUAGCCCCUUAACACUUUCUCCUUAAUGUGUCUACACAUUUCAGAACAACAAUCCAGUAUACUGUGAUAUAGCGCCAACCCAUUAUGUUCCCUUCUUGGAAAAAAAAAUGCAUGGAAUGCUUUUCCAUAUCAUUGUACAUAAUAAUGAGGAAGAAUUAUGGACUGUAGAUGCCCCCCCUCCACUCGAGCCUCCUCACGCCAUUUGCAAACACGAUCACUGUCAAGAGUAUAAUCAAAAAGAAGGCAGCAAAAAAAAAAAAAAAAGACAAACAAAUUUUUUUUUUUAAAGAAAUUCCUGAUCCGUUUCUGGAAGCUAUCGUUGUUAGCUAAAUUGGCUGGGUUUACCGAAAGUUUAGCCCUGCAAUUUAGGGUAUAUUAACUCUUGCAGCGCCAUCGACAAUGAUAGAUUUCCAAUCAUGUGGCUUUUUUCAUGCCUCUACUAUGAGUUUGUCACAAAUCUUCAAUCCAUUCGAACUGGGAGAAGUUCAUUAAAUGCAGUUCAGAUGGAUUAGGAUGGAUCUAACAUCGUCGUUGAUGCUUGAAUAUACAGUACAUUGAACAAAUAUACAUCAAAAGGCAUUGAGGGAAUACAUAAGAACAUAAUAAUAAUUAUACAUGUAUGUAGGGCUGCAGCUAUCGAUUAUUUUAGUAGUCGAUUAAUGGAUGAACUAGUUAGUUCGAAUACUCGAGUAAUUGGAUAAGGAACAGAAAUUAAAAUACUUGAGCUAAGCCUCAAACGGUAGAAAAAAAUUAAUAAAGACAACAAAAGAAAAAUAUCAAACUUACAUAGCAAAAGUUCGCUAGCUUAAAUGCUAUAAAAUGCUAACUAUUUUUUACAGAACUUUUAACAAAUGGUUCAAAGACAUUCUCACAAAAAAACGGCUAAAUACUAUACCUAUAAACUAAAUUACGAAUGCAUUAAAAAACAUUAGCACAAACAAAAACUUAGCUUAUGUUGGUCUUAACAGGGAGCAGCUGGAUUAGGCCAUGUGAAAUGAGUUAUGUCAUAUUCACUGUCGCCACUAGAGGGCAGUGCAUCCACCCAAAUUAAUUAAACUAAAUGCAAACACUUUUAAAACAAACCGUUACAAUGCCACUUUGAUUAAACUAAUACUCGAGGCAGCAAAAUUUAAUUCAAAUCUUUUUUCUAAUCGAAUUACUCGAGGUAAUGGAUUAAUCAUUGCAGCACAAUAUGUAUGCAUAUGUUUAUAUUAAUCCUAAAAUAAUAGAAAAUGUAUUAAAUUAAAAAAAUACAAGAAUAAUAACUUUAAAAUUAAAAAUAUAAUCAGAAAGAGAAAUGCAUUCAUAAAAUCUAUUCUUUUUUUUAAACAUAUACAGUACUGUGCAAAAGUCUUAGGCAGGACACCUGCCUCAAACUUUUGCACAGUACUGUAUAUAUUUUUUAUACUAUGUAUAUACAGGAUAUACUGUAUGUAUAUAUUUUCCCCAAGUGGAAGCUUCCAUGAUCCUAAUAAAUUUAAUCAUUAAAAAUAUAUAUAUACAGUACUGUACAAAAGUUUUAGGCAGGUGUCCUGCCUAAGACUUUUGCACAGUACUGUAUAUAUACUGUAUUUUUCAUUUUCUACAUUUACUUACUUUUUAAUCUUUUAUGAUUUAUUUUAGGAUUUUCUAAAUAUGUAUUUUUUUUAUUUUCUAUGCUUAUUUUCUCUUUAUUUUUUGAUUCUGUUUUAGAAUCACUGACUGCUAUUUUACAUAAUUAUGUAUUCCACCAAUGCUUUUUGUUUGUAUAUUUGAUGAAUGUAAAUUCAGGCAUCAAGGGAUAAAUGGUCAAAACGGCAAGAAUAUAUAAAAUUUUGAACAUAUCAUUCAUUGUACCUUGAAAACAAAAGCCGAGAACAUGUCAGAGCGCUGUUUUGCACUAUGCUGUGAUUGGCCAAUUUGCAUUUAGUUCACGUCGUACAAACUGCUGUGUUAUAAACAAAUCCUUUGUAGGAAUUUCUUUUUCCAGGGAUACAAUCACAUACACUGUUUCUAAUUGUCAUAUUGUUAGUGGAGGAUAAACUCAUUUUGCCAAUUUAGUUUCAUUUCCACUUGCAUGGAUGUGCGUGCUACUUUUUUUUUUUUUUGGUUGCCGUUUUGUAUCACCUGCCAAAGCGAAAAGGACAUUUCUUUUUGUUUUAUUUUUUCAGUGCAGGCCGGGGGAGCGCGGAGUCGUUUACAGACUGAAGUUGGUUUGCGCGUGUCGACAUUUUGCAUGAAAGCGCAAACGUCUUGAGGUCACGGCGAAGGUCCAUUUAGACGCCGUCGUUUGUUUGUCGAUGUUUAUGUGUUCACAGAGGAAGCAGCAUGCCUAACAAGUUUUGAAUAAACUGCUACCAUUACGAUACACGUUAUGGUUUCGAAAAUUUCGUCAUUUUUGAACUCAUUCAUAGAAAAGGCAAUUCACUGUACGUUAUUUCAAUACGGUACACGAUCAUAUAUCAAUGGUUGCUUUCAUUUAGCAAUGUUAAUAAGCUUGUACUAAAAUGUCAGUUGGCCUCAGAUGGACUAGAAACAGACUAAAAUUGUAAAUAUCGUCGAUUGUGCUUUAAAAGUUUCAAUAGAUCAGUGUAGCGAAAAAUUGAAACAAUACAUCCAAGUGAACUUUACUAAUUUGAUUGCAUUCAUUAACUUGGAUAGAAACCUACAAAUCUGUGUCGUCUGCGUACCCAAUUAUUUAUCCAUAACCACCAUUUAAUAAUCCUUAAUAAAAAGGGCAACGUACCAAUGGAUUUUUGCUUUAUUCGAGAAAAAAAAAAAAAUCUAAUCUAAAUACACAACAAAGCAAAAGUUAAAUCUUCAGACAAAAUAUCAGAACUUCUUCGGAACAACAUAACGUAACGUAAAGGCGGGAAAAAAAACGCACUUAAAAGUUGCGUUACUACCAUGUUUUUGGAACGUGUACUAGCUCGCUGUGCGGAUAUCCAAUAUUUUCCUGGCAUGUUUAUGGACAUAAAAUUACGAAUCAUCCUCAUUACGUACGAUAGCUUUAAUGUUACCACCACACACAGUACAAAGGAAUAUUUCACUUAAGUCACAGUUUUCAAACCUGGACGGGAGUUACGGGCAUUUUUGUUUCACUGGAUUUAUUCGUUAACAAUUGGUGCAACUGUUGAAUGAGCGUUGUAGAUAAGAUAACACUCCCUCACAAUUUUUCGAGUUGACUCCGUUCACUUACGGAGUUUUGGCACUGUAUGUCGAUGACACUGUUCUGUGUUUGUUUUGUGGUCUGGUAGGGAAUGGGAAAGGGUUUAAAUUUGAACUUUGGUGUUUAAUGGUCUACUAUUAUUAUUAUUAUUAUUAUUAGCGGUUUUUAAUGUUGCUUUUUUGUGAAUCACGGAGCAGCAGAUUUGCCUUUUUGAACCAGACUUCAAUAGAUGUCCUUCUCAAUAAAUGAAGAAAUGAUCGUAUACAAUUUUCAUCUACACCUGAUGAGUUUUUAUAUUGUUUGCACAGAAUAAUCUUGUUUUGAUGUUUUUCCAUGAAAUACAGUAAGCCCUCUUCCGUUGCGGUUUGCCAUCCCGCAAUAGUUUUAUUUUUUUUCUGCCUUACAUUUAUUUGGUAUGUAAUUCCACUUUCAAUCACUUGAAAGCAGCACUGGGAAUACAGUGACAUCUGGUAAAUUUGACGCAGGAGAACGGAAAUGUGAAGAAUUUCAAUUUACCUGUAGUUGAUCCUUAUUGAAUGUCACGAUUCUUGAUGAUAGAUGUCCAAUGCUGUGGCUAUUUUAAUGCUUCUGCUUUGAAUUUUUAAAUGAGUUUGGCCCUAGGAGAUGUUGAAUCCAUUUGAACAUGGCAGCCAGGUAGCAUAGACAAGUAAAAAUUUGGGUACUGAUGGAUAAACAUGUAUUUAAUCCUAUGUAUAUGAAAGCUUUACAUUGUCGAGAUUAGUGCUGUACGAUAUGACGAUAUAUAUCGCCCAAAUGACAUAACACUUUUCAGCAUUUUACAUUUCAUUAUCGGCAUACUUGUUCAUGCAAUGCACAUUUCGGCCAACAGAUGGAGCCCAGUUUGCGCUGACUUGCUGCAUUGAUAGGAUUCCAUAUGCCACAGUAGUACCAACAAUCAGCAUCAAUCUCCACUCAUGAGUAAAUUCUACUCCUGCCAACCGUACAUGAGUAAUGAAUGUAAGACAAUCGAAAACGGCAAUCAAAUAACCCACACAGUUAACACAAUUCUAGUCACAGUUACUAGAUAAUCAUUACAGUGUUGCCAACCCCCCUAGUAAGGAAAGUAGCUAUUGGCUGUCCUGAAAGUAAAGUAUUUUCUCCCAAUGCAAAAAUGUAAUAUACGUAUAUAUAUAUAUAUAUAUAUAUAUAUAUAUAUAUAUAUAUAUAUAUAUAUAUAUAUAUAUAUAUAUAUAUAUAUAUAUAUAUAUAUAUAUACAUACAUAGAUGGCGGAAAACACUCAGGUCACGUGAAGUUCCGCUCUGAGACCCCCAAUUUUGCCAAAUUUCUAAAUUGUCCUAUAUGCAUGUGUGAUAAAUAAUUGGGAAGCUUAAAAUUUCAAUUUUCUGGGGAAAGAACAAUUUUGAAAAGGAGGGCUUUUUUUUUUUUUUUUUUUUAAAUAAUACUCUACACCCAAACUCAAGCUGAGAGCAUGAGACAGCAUACUUAAAGACGCCGUGAUUUUACCGAAAAAGUAUCGUGUACUUACCUUGUUUCGAUUCAAAAACUCAGUGUAGAAUGUUUUACCGAGUGUCAAGGCACAGCUGUGAAUGGCCACAGCUGGAUUUUUGUGGGAUUUUAUGGGUGAAACACGGUAAUAUAAAAAGGGCCGCGAUGCAGAAACCGCAGACAUAAAGGACUGGUUGAGAUUUUCUUUUUCAAAUAUUUACCCUUUUAAAUGUUUUAUUUUUUUCCAUUUUUUCUUUGUUUGGAUCGUCAUCUAAACUAUCCGGGACAAUGUGACAUUAACAAAAAGAAAUGCAAUUAAGCAGUAGUUAUGAGGUAGAUAUCUGUGACCUAUUUACAGACACUAUUUUUUCCAUUGUGACGUAAUUUGUUUAAAAGUUUAAAAUAUGCGAGUGAAUAAUUUCAUAAAGUCUUUCCCCCCCCUAAAUAUCAGACAUCAAUUAAGGAUUCUAAGCUAAAAAUGAUUGACAUUUCAAAUAAUAAAUAUAAUUUUUUUAUGGCUGGGUUGAAACAAAAGCGGUUGCGAGGUGUCUGUAAACUGGGGCCUUCAGGGUAAAACGGACAAAUUAAAAAUAGUUUGGGGGAUUUAUGCGCCAUGAAACUGCUAUGGCAGCAUAUAGACAUAUUGUUCUAUCAAACACAAGAGUUCUUCUGGCUUAAAAUACAGCAGUUUCUUUUAAAGAGGUUUGCAAGAGCAGAAACUGCUUUUUCAGCCUUUUGUGUUUUCCGCCAUAUGUAUGCAUACAGGGAUCUGAGUAAAGUAUUAAAAGAACCAGAAAAUUUAUUGACUGCUCAGUUUUAUUUAUAACUGUGCAGAAUGGAAAAACAAGCAAUAAAAUUGACUGCACUGUAAACAGAAGCUUGACAAGCUCAACAACUCCAAAACUUAGCUUAAUUGCAGAUUGCAAGCAACUAUCACGUGAAUACCGCCACCUAAUGUACAAGAGUGUGGUGGUUUUUAACUGGUCAGUAUCUUGUUCACCUGAGUAAUCUUUCCGAUACGUCUUGCUGCCUCGAGUGCUCAGUUACAGUAUAGAUGCAGGGGGCUUAUCGAUAGCGCCGGUGGCAUGAAAACAAAACUAUCAAUUCACAUCGAGGAAAAAAAUGAAAACAAACAAAAGUAACGUGGAAGACAGGCGACAAUUUGAAAAGUAGUGGAGUAAAAAGUACAGAUACCUGUUAUAAAAUGUAGUCAAGUAAAAGUAAUAAGUACCACUUCAUAUUUGUACUCAAGUUAGAUACACAAAAAUGUACUUAAGAACAGUAACGAAGUUCUUUUAUUUCAUUUCAUUCCACCUCUGGUUAUCACCAAAUUUGCAUAAUUGUCAAUUUGCCUGUAUUUGUAAUGAACGCUGUAGGAGAGGAAUAAUGUCGUUGGACAAGCAAAAAGUGAGUGGAAAAAAAAAAAGGCGCUAGAUUUGUCGCUAGUCAUUUUUGACACCAAAAAAAGUCACCAAGAGGCAUUAGAAAGUCACCAGAUUUAGCGAGAAAGUCGGCAAGUAGGCAACACUGUGUCUUUACAUUCAUGCUAAAAUAUAUGUUAUAGUGCUGCUACUUCCAUUUACACUGGGGAGUUUUAGGUUGCAGCACUACUUGAUGCACUUAAUAUUUGUGGUAGGUUCUUUUAAUGACAAUUCAAAAAUAAGUUGAAUGGAGGGAAAGCUGUCAUAAUUGUUGUGUAAUUUUGCAGCAAAUAAAUAAAAGUGUGUUAUAUCGUGGCAGCUCGACAUUGUGGUCUAAAAUAGUGAGAUUUUUUUUUUUUUUCUUAUCGCACAGCACUAGUCGAGACAUUAGCAAUUGUUAUUUCUAACUUGAGUCAUGAAAUUUGGACAUGUACUGUAUGUUUAAAAUUUUUCACAUGCCAACAAAACAUGAUUAUGGUAGUUUUUGACAGAUAUGGAUAAAGAUCACAAAUUAUCUGUUAUUUUUUUAACAGCAUGAGUCGUUCCAUAUAUUUGUGAAAGUUCAAAUUCAAGGUUUCGCUUGUACAUCAAUAAUCGAAUCAAAACAUGAAGAGGAUUUUCUACUUUAUGUUCCUUCCAGUUAAUAUGGUCUUUUCAACACAUUUUUAUGUACCGGUAAGUUUUUAAAGAACUCCCUCACAUGUGACUUCACUUCAGAUGUCCAAAAUGAAAAUUGACAGCAAAUUGGUGAGCUUUUUUAGCAUCUGUGUUGUACAUGCUUUCUGUAUUUUUCUUAAUAUUUGGUGCACUGUAAAAGUCGUGCGAGUACUGCUUUGCGUUGACAUAAAGUGUACAGGGAUCCGAAAAGUUGUCGUAUUUACUGUCCACCUCAAACACACCGCCGCCUUUGAAAGCUCCCCCCCAAAAAUGUGUUUGGAUUCAUGUCACUGCUCAUUUUUUGGUUGUUUUCUUCUUUGGAUUCUUUUAGACUCUCUGCUGUUCCUGGGAAUUGUUCGUACGUAUUCACGGAGGAGAGGAAAUCCACAUUCCCAUACACAUUUUGUAUUGGUUCAUAAAUAGACAUUUUUACAAAAAAAAAAAAAAAAACAAGAGUUCUUGUCUUAAUAAAAAAGAAAUGGUAUCAAUGUCCAAAAUAAUCAGUGUUGUUAUUGUUCCUAUAUUGUUUAGAUAUUCAUUUUUUUAAUGAACAAGUGAAAAAAUAAGUGAAUAUUCGCCACUUCCAGUCCAAAUGGACCUUUUGCGCCGUUUUAGGCAGCCGAUGAGUACCCUAUAAAGGGUUAAACCUUGCGAUUUUCUUUCUGUUAAGCAAAAUACUGAUAUACUUUUGAUUUUCAGUAAAAGAAGCUCCUGUAUAUGACAGAAAACACUCAGGUGACUUAAAGUUCCGCUCUGAGACCCCCAAAUUGGCCAAAUUUAAAAAUAGUCCGAUAUGCAUGUGUGAUACAUUAUUGGAAAGCUUAAAAUCUCAAUUUUCUGGUGGAAGAAAAAUUUUGAGCAGGAGGGCCUUUAAAAAAAACACACACAAAAAAAUUAAACAGCAAAACCGCAUCUGGAGGUGAAAGCACGCGAGAGCAGAAUUACAGACGCCAUGAUUUUAAAGUGCCUGUGACAUGAAAAAGCAUGUUUAUUUCAUAAUUCACGUGGUAUUUUCUGCUCCUGAGUGAAAUUGACUGCUUGGAUGUGUGUGUAGGCGAUCGCUAUAUUUUUUUAGUUUUUUUAAUCCCGCGCCAUGAAAAUGAAGUGACUUCCGGCAACAGUCUCGAGGUGAGAAAGAGGGCGCUGUGACGUGUACGGAGGAAGGAGUCCUCUUCACUAUACAGCCGUACUGUUGUAUAAGAAGGACUGAUUCAGCUGAUUUUGCAGAUUAAUACGUUUAUUUUUCGCAUCACGCCAGCCAAACGGCUGCAGAAAAAUCUUGCUGUACGAGGGAGAGGCGUGUGUGCCUUUUUGGGGUUCCAAAAGAUUCCCAUUCACGGGUGGAUAUUGGCCAAAACAAGCCCUACUACUGUGGGACCAUGGGACUUACGAGGAAGUGAGUAAACAUCAUGUUUUGUAUUAUGUCAAAUAUUGGGAUCAUUUUAAUAUGUAGGUGGCUUGAUUUUGGGGCUGACAUGCAUGCGGGGCGGCUAUUUUUCGGCACAACACCGGCGGCUUGUCGCACUUCCACCCGCCGGGAGAACACUAUAUUUGGCUUAUUGUGCUCAUGUGUCCGGUGUUCUGUCAAAUUUUCCGACUGAUCAGAAAUUGCAACUUUGAGUUAAAAAUAGCCGCGAAUACAGUGAUUACAAAUUAAACACUACAAACUUUCUUUAGAUAAAGGACUACUUACGUUUGAUCAUGGAUUGACAUGUAAAUGUUCAGCGGUCAUUGUCCAGCUGCUUCCUCGGCGAGCUUUCCUGUCCGUAUUAGCAGGGGAACGAGCUGUAAAUUGCUCUCCGCCGGGCGGUUUGCCAAUCGGCAAAGACAAUCGACAACCCAAUCGUCAUGUGAAAUAAUCCGGGCUAGUUAUGUGUGAUUUUCCGCUUCGAAGACUUUGAAACAUCACUCGGUUCGGGUUAGCGUGUCGGCUAGCUGUCACGCCUCUUGGUUUGUUUACAUUUUCCAAAGCCGGGGAAGGGAAAUGACAUAAACCCGAUUUAGGUGGCAUAAAAUAUUGUUCCGGAGGUGCGACAGUAAAGGUGAAGUCGACAGUUUUGAUCAUUAUGGAGUAAUUUUGCCAUGUUGUCUUGUAUAAAUGCAUUUUUAUCAUUUCAUAUUCCAUUUAGCACAAGACUGUUAUUUGUCAUGACCAGACUGAAACAAUGACAUUUUGCGGCUCUCUUCGUCACGUUUUCAUCUUUCUGAAUAAUUCCCCCUCAACGGGCUGACUGGUCCUUUUCAAGCCAUUUAUUUAGCUAUUGGGUAAAAAUACUUGGAUAAAAAGAAUCUUCUGUAAAAAUAUUGGAGAGACUGAAACAAUGACAUUUUGCGGCUCUCUUCGUCGUGUUUUCGUCGUUGGGAAUAAUUCCCACUCAAUGGGCUGCAUACUAAAUCAGAUGAAAUCGUGACUCCGCUGACGUCAUCCACCUGUUG